This is a messenger RNA of Thamnophis elegans (Western terrestrial garter snake), 3176 nucleotides long. RefSeq names its product tec protein tyrosine kinase (gene TEC). Gene Ontology annotation, biological process: B cell receptor signaling pathway; peptidyl-tyrosine autophosphorylation; regulation of platelet activation. The coding region runs from base 393 to 2288 and encodes 631 amino acids. The transcript has 18 exons. The record is from RefSeq and is a predicted model, not a curated record. Gene Ontology annotation, molecular function: ATP binding; protein binding; non-membrane spanning protein tyrosine kinase activity. Lineage: Eukaryota; Metazoa; Chordata; Lepidosauria; Squamata; Natricidae.
GCGCUGAGAAGGACCAGCGAGCGCUUCGAAGGCGCGGCGCGCCAGCCGCCCAGCUCAAAGUUUGGCAGCCUCGGCUUCCUUUCCGUCCGCUGCGAGGCGCGACCUGCUUCUCCCCAACGAAAGCGAACAACCAGCCCCCGCGGAAAGGCGCUGCUACUCCGGAGAGGGCGAGGUUAACAAGCGCCGUCUCGGAAGCCGCGUCCCCGCCGUAAAGGGGGGACGGAGGAAGACGGUGGUAGUGGGCGGCGGCGGCGGUGCCGGCAGUAGCCGCGGCUGUUCGGCUCUUUUCCCACCGCGGUGUCGUUUCGUCCUUCGCCCCGCCGGCAGGUUCCGCUUCGUACGGUCAGAGUUGGAUCUUCAAUGGCCGGAGAAAGAACGAGGAAGGGGUUGAAAUGACUACGAAUGCUAUCCUAGAAGAGAUUCUGAUUAAAAGGUCUCAGCAGAAGAAAAGGACGUCUCCUUUAAACUACAAAGAGAGGCUUUUUGUGCUCACAAAAUCCAUGCUAGCCUAUUACGAAGGUCGUCCAGAGAAAAAAUACAGAAAAGGAUCGGUUGACAUUUCCAAAAUCAAAUGCGUUGAGACGGUGAAGAAUGAGGAUACUGUUAUACCUUGUCAAAAUAAAUAUCCAUUUCAGGUUGUCUACGAUCAUAGUACCCUUUAUAUUUUUGCCCCCACUGCCUAUAGUAGGGAUCAGUGGGUAAGAAAUUUAAAAGAAGAAAUAAAGAGUAAUAAUAAUAUAAUGGUUAAGUAUCAUCCUAAAUUCUGGACAGAUGGAAUCUAUCAAUGUUGCCGGCAGACUGAAAAACUGGCGCCCGGCUGUGAAAAGUACAAUCUCUUUGAAAAUGGAAUUAAAGCUCUACCUUCGACAAUGACAGAUAAACAUAAGUUUCAGAGAAGACCCCCACCUCCUGUUCCUCCAGAAGAGGAAGAGUCGGAGGAAGAAGAAGUGGUCAUAGCCAUGUAUGACUUUGAGCCCACGGAACUUCAUGAUCUGAGAUUAGAAAGAGGUCAAGAAUAUAUUGUAAUUGAAAAAAAUGACAUCCAUUGGUGGAAAGCAAAAGAUAAAUAUGGAAACCAAGGAUAUAUUCCAAGCAAUUACGUAACAGGAAAGAAGUCCAACAGCCUGGAACAGUAUGAGUGGUACUGCAGAAAUCUGAACAGAAGUCAGGCAGAGCAGCUUCUCAGAAAUGAGGAUAAAGAAGGGGGGUUUAUGGUGAGGGACUCCAGUCAACCAGGUUUAUAUACAGUAUCGCUUUAUGCAAAAUUUGGAGGAGAAGGGCUAUCUGGAGUAAGACACUACCAUAUAAAAGAAACAAUGACAUCACAAAAGCAAUAUUAUUUGGCAGAAAAGCAUCUGUUUGACUCUAUUCCAGAAUUAAUUGACUAUCAUAAACACAAUGCUGCAGGGCUUGUAACGAGGCUACGAUAUCCAGUGACUCCAAAAGUGAAACCUUCACCAACUACUGCUGGAUUCAGCUACGAGAAAUGGGAAAUCAAUCCUGCAGAACUCACCUUUAUGCGAGAACUGGGCAGUGGUCUCUUUGGGGUCGUGCGGCUGGGCAAAUGGAGAGCCCAGUACAAAGUUGCCAUCAAAGCCAUCCGAGAAGGUGCCAUGUACGAAGAGGACUUUAUAGAAGAAGCUAAAGUAAUGAUGAAAUUGACGCAUCCGAAAUUAGUCCAGCUCUAUGGCGUUUGUACUCAGCAGAGACCCAUCUACAUAGUGACGGAGUUCAUGGAGCAUGGCUGCCUUCUAAAUUAUCUUCGCCAAAGACGAGGACACUUCACUAAAGAUAACUUGCUGACUAUGUGUCAGGAUGUCUCUGAAGGAAUGGAAUACCUGGAGAGAAAUAGCUUUAUUCACAGAGAUUUGGCUGCUAGAAACUGCUUAGUGAAUGAGUCGGGAGUGGUGAAAGUGUCUGAUUUUGGAAUGACAAGGUAUGUUCUUGAUGAUCAGUACACCAGCUCUUCAGGUGCUAAAUUUCCCGUGAAGUGGUGUCCGCCUGAAGUUUUCAAUUACAGCCGAUUCAGUAGCAAGUCUGAUGUUUGGUCUUUUGGAGUUCUCAUGUGGGAAGUGUUUACAGAAGGGAAGAUGCCCUUUGAGACAAACACAAACUACGAAGUGGUGACUAUGAUAACUCAAGGACACCGGCUAUUUCGACCCAAGCUAGCUUCUAAGAAUAUUUUUGACUUGAUGGUAUUGUGCUGGCAUGAGCAGCCAGAAGGACGUCCUACGUUUCAGGAUCUCCUGCAUAUGAUUGAAUGUAUAGCGGAUGACUCUUCGUCCUGACUCUAAGCUCGGCAGGUGCAAGAAUUCACAACAAGGACAUACCGUUUUAGAGAUGCUGCUGGGUUCUUCCCAGAGACACAGUCCUGGAUGCUGCUGAGGAGGACCAUCGGAAGACAAGACAAUUGUCCAUAUCGCCCCUUUGUCUCCAGAAGACGUUUUAUCAAGCUAUUUUAAAGUCCAUUUGACGGUUCAAACAAUAUUGUUAUCGAGCAGGCCACGGUGUGGUUUUCCUGAGUGGGGAAAUGCCCAUUUGUAGCGGGCUAAAGCUACCGUACAACGUAACCCAAAUCAGCACAAGCCUUUUAUAAGCCACCCGUUGACUUGAAAGGACAAUAUUUAAAGCGAUCGUUUCUUUAUAGUCCUGCCCAUUGUUGUGCCCUCCAGAUGUGUGCUUGGGCACAUCUCCUUUUCCAGCCAGCCCGGAGGUUUUGCAUACGCUGGGUUGGUCAUAGCUGCUGGUGAAUGUGGAGGCGAGAUGGAACAUGGAGAAUGAGUCUCCUACAGAACUUGUCUUUCUGUACAAGACCUCAGUGGCUUGUUAGGAAAAUAGGGACAAAGCGAAAUCUCUUUGACUGGAAGCUGCUCAAAAGACCCCGCCAGGCCCGAAACAGAUGUUAGGAAGAACGCAAGACUAUCAGAAGAUCUUCCAGGACUUGUGGCUUGUUUAAGCCGUCACUAAGUUAAUGAAGAAAAAUGCCCUUUCGGUUUGAUCUGCUCUUAUCAUCUUCCGCAAAAGAAAAAUAUUAUGAAAGCCUCUUUUAAAACUUUUCAAUUUCUAGAAGCCAGAGGGGGCUCCUUUGAAACACGGCAUUCGCCAUAAAGGUAUUCUAAAUACCAUUUAGGGAUUGUAAAUAGGCACCGCACAUCGGUUUUCGUACGAAGGGAGAA